This is a messenger RNA of Verticillium nonalfalfae, 1305 nucleotides long. Its product is annotated as t3pks protein. Gene Ontology annotation, biological process: polyketide biosynthetic process. The transcript is spliced from 3 exons. The record is from RefSeq and is a predicted model, not a curated record. NCBI's taxonomy places the organism in Eukaryota, Fungi, Ascomycota, Sordariomycetes, Glomerellales, Plectosphaerellaceae. Bases 1 to 1305 code for a protein of 434 amino acids. Gene Ontology annotation, molecular function: acyltransferase activity, transferring groups other than amino-acyl groups.
AUGACCUCCCCAAACACCUUUGGCGACCUGGGCCUUUCCAUUAUCGGCGUGGGAACCCAGUACCCGCCUCAUGCGCUGGACCAGAACUGUCUCGACGUCCUGGCUGCGCGAUUCUACCCCGAAUCACCAGCUAUGAAAAAGGUCCUCUCGAUCAACCGCUUCACAGGAAUUGACACGCGAUCAUCAAUCGGAACACCAGACCACCCAAUCGUCAACCGAAAGCAGGCCCCCUCCAUCACGGAUCUCCACGAAGUCUUCGUCAGCGAAGGCAUUCCCCUCUCGGUGAGCGCCGGCCGCAAGGCCCUCGACGAGGCCGGCAUCGACCCUGCCCAGAUCACGCACAUUGUCGCGACAACCUGCACGGACAGCGCAAACCCGGGGUUCGACCAUUACGUCGCCAAGCAGCUCGGCAUCACCCACAAUGUCGAAAAGGUCCUCUUGCACGGCAUCGGCUGCAGCGGCGGCCUUGCCACGCUGCGCACCGCCGCCAAUUUGGCGCUGGGACACACGGCCCGCUGCAGGCCGGCGCGCGUCCUGUGCCUCGCCCUGGAAGUGAGCACGACCAUGGUACGCAGCGAGAUGGACAGCAUCAACGAGUCACAGGAGACCAGGAUAGGCAUCGCCUUGUUCUCCGACUGCGGCAGUGCCGUGGUGCUGAGCAACGGAAUCGGACCGCCGACGGAGCCUGUGUACGACCUGCUGGGCUGGGAGCACAGGAUCAUCCCCGACUCGGACAGGGAUCUCGGCUUCGACGUCGACGUGGUCCUGUCCCCUCGCGUCCCGACGCUCGCGUCGUCUGUCAUGGCGCCAACGUUUGCAGAUCUGCUGGCCUCCGUGCCGUCACUGCCAGCCGCGUACCGGAAAGCCGAUGACUUUGACUGGGCCAUGCACCCUGGCGGCGCCACCAUUCUGACAGGCGCCGAGAAGGCCAUGGGCAUCACGUCCGAGCACAUGCGCGCGAGCUACGACACCUACAUCAACCACGGCAACUCGAGCUCGGCGACCAUCUUCAGCGUUCUCGACCGCUUGCGGAGCAAAGAUAUGGACGCGCUGGCGCCGGGCGGGCGGGUCCGGGACUUUGUCGUCGGUUGCGCCUUCGGCCCGGGCAUCACGGCAGAGAUGUGCAUGCUGAAGCGCAACCGGGGCGUGCAGGGUGUCACAGGCUUACUGACGCCACCGGAGACGGAGAGCGAAGGAGGCCGCAGCGAUGUUGGGGACGAAAUCGAAAGUCCGGUGGCGGCGGCACCGCAGGCGAAUGGCGAGGCGUUUGUCGCAGAAGCAUUAGAGCAUCUAGACCUCGAUUGA